GGUAUCACGCAAGACAACCCAGAGGUCAAGCAUGGCUUUUGCGACGCCCCGAGGGAGCGAAGAGGCAAUAUUUUAAUUUCUCGGUACUCCGUGUCUGACGGUGUCUCCUCGCGCUUCAUGACCGGCCAGCCCUGUGCAGUAGCGCAACUUUCGAUCCCGAAACCCUGUAAUGCCAUCAUCGUCCUUUUCGCCGCACCAGGCAGAGUGCUAUGCAUCGAGCGCUUCAUCUACCAUAUGCUCUUACCCAAAUUGUGA
Molecule: messenger RNA, 255 nt
Organism: Pseudocercospora fijiensis CIRAD86
Lineage: Eukaryota; Fungi; Ascomycota; Dothideomycetes; Mycosphaerellales; Mycosphaerellaceae
Exons: 2
Source: RefSeq, a predicted model, not a curated record